Messenger RNA from Acanthosepion pharaonis, 1080 nucleotides. The record is from the annotation of a GenBank genome assembly. Lineage: Eukaryota; Metazoa; Mollusca; Cephalopoda; Sepiida; Sepiidae.
AUGGAUACUAUUACGGAUAAUGUUUUGGAUAUUACUGGAGAUAAAAAAGAGUAUACUACUGCCGAUAACACAUUUCCUACUACUGCUAAUAAUCCUGCGGAUAAUAUUCCUAGUAAUAUCGUGGAUGCUUAUGGUAAUGUUACUGUGGAUACUACUCCUGAUUACACUGUUGCUAAUACUACUGAUUAUACAAUGGACACUAGUACUGGUAAUAAUGUUUGUCAUAUUACUGAUUAUACUAUGGAUACUACUGCUGGUAAUACUGUUGGGAAUACUAGUGAUUAUAAUAUGGAUACUACUGCUGGUAAUACUAUUGGUAAUCCUACAGAUUAUACUGUGGAUACCGAUGCUGGUAAUACUAUUGGUAAUACUGCUGAUUAUACUAUGGAUAUUAUUUCUGAUAACACUUUUGAUAAUACCACUAACUGUACUAUGGAUAUUACUGGUGAUAACACUGUUGACACUACUACUAAUAAUACUAUGGAUACUACUGCUGGUAAUAUUGUUUGUAAUACUAUUGAUUAUACUGAGGAUACUACUGAUUUUAAUACUGUUGGUAAUACUACUGAUUAUACUAUGGAUACUAUUUUUGGUAACACUGUUGAUAAUACCCCUGAUUAUACUAUGGAUACUAUUGCUGUUAAAACUGUUGACACUACUAAUAAUAAUACUAUGGAUAUUACUGGUGAUAACACUGUUGACACUACUACUGAUUCUGAUGUUGAUAGUACUGAUGAUAAUUAUAUGGAUAUUACUAUUGAUAACAUUAUCAAUGCUACUGCUGUUAAUAUUGUUAAUAUUACUAUUGAUAAUUCUGGGGAUCCUACUGCUGAUAACAAUCUUGAUGCUGAUAAUACCGUGGAUAUUACUGCUGAAAAGACUGUGGAGACUACUUUCGAUAAUAUCAUUGAUAAUUUUGAUUAUUAUACUAUGGAUAUUAGUGCUGAUAAUGCACUUGAUACAACUCCUUAUGGUCGUACUGAAACUAUUGCUUGUAAAACUAUCAGUUCUACUGCAUAUUGUACUACGGUUAUUACUCCUGAUAAAGCACUGCAUGCUACUAAUAAUUUGUUUAUUUAA